This is a messenger RNA of Saitoella complicata NRRL Y-17804, 1891 nucleotides long. Its product is annotated as acetyl-CoA synthetase-like protein. NCBI's taxonomy places the organism in Eukaryota, Fungi, Ascomycota, Saitoellomycetes, Saitoellales, Saitoellaceae. Gene Ontology annotation, molecular function: CoA-ligase activity. The record is from RefSeq and is a predicted model, not a curated record. The transcript has 4 exons. Bases 86 to 1831 code for a protein of 581 amino acids.
CGGCCCCACCUUGACAAACUCAUACAAAUGCCCUGAUGCCCCGUACGCAAUUGCAACACAUUGUCCUCCCUUACCUGUUACAACCAUGGUCUACUACCCUCGCGUCGAACCCGCGGUGAUCCCGACAAAUCUCUCUAUUCCUCAAUUCAUUCUCGAUCAGCCCAGUCAAAAAUAUGAGUCCACCGCUCUUCACACGGCCAAGUCGCUCCUCCCAUCUUCUCUCACAACCCACUUUGAACAUCCCAUUUUUGUCGAUGGAGCUACUGGAGAACAGAUCGGUAUCUCCGGCCUGAGGAAGGAAGUAGACGAUAUCGCAAAGGGCCUCUUGGAAGUUUAUGAUUUUGAUGUUGAAGCGAGCGAGAUGGAGAAGGUGAUUGUUGUCUUCUGCCACAACACCAUUCAUACUCCUCCGAUUAUGUGGGCGGCGCAUCGUUUGAACGGUGUGAUCUCUGGGGCAAACCCUGCUUAUACAGCACCCGAACUGACUCAUCAGAUGCUUGAUUCUCGGGCCCGUUUGGUCGUUACGCAUUCAUCUUACUUGCCGACCGUGCUGCCCGCCGCGGAGAAAGCAAAUGUACCUCGCUCCAACAUCAUCACGAUCGAUUCCGCUCCGUCCACUGGUAUUCUUUCGUUGGACGAAUUGAUUGCUCGAGGCAGACAGUCCAGCAAGACGUACGCCAAUGUCAAAUGGGGCGAUGGAGAGGCGAAGCGUCGUGUUGCUUUCUUGAAUUAUUCGAGUGGAACUACUGGUCUUCCGAAGGGUGUCAUGGUCUCGCAUUACAAUGUCAUCUCAAACGUCUGCCAGCACGAGAAGUACGAGCAAAGCACCCCCGGAUGGGAGCCAAAGAAUGAUGUGGUCCUUGGCUUGCUGCCUUUCUACCACAUUUACGGCCUGAUCGCGCUCGUGCACUUGUCACCGCAUCAGAGGAGCACCUGUGUCAUCAUGGCCAAAUUCGACUUCAAAACCUUCUUGGAUCUCAUCACCAAGUAUAGAAUCGCGAAACUACCGCUUGUGCCUCCGAUUGUCAUCUUAUUAGCCAAGCACGAUUUGGUCCUGCAAUACGAUUUGUCUCACGUUGACAGCAUUGGAUGUGGAGCUGCGCCGUUGACGGCGGAGACGAUUCAAGCUUUACAUGAGCGUUGUCCCCAGAUUAUUAUGCGUCAGGGAUACGGUAUGACGGAGACUGCUACGACUGUUACGGGAACCCGUGUCGACGAUGUUAUGGACGGUUCCAGUGGUUGCCUCCUUCCCAACCACGAGGCCAAGAUUGUGGACCCCACUUCUGGAAAGGAAAUCUUAGAGUAUGACACACCUGGAGAGCUCUGGGUGAAGGGGCCUAACGUCGUCAUGGGAUACCUCAACAAUCCCAAGGCCGAUGCCGAGACGUUCACGCCUGAUGGCUUCAUCAAAACUGGCGAUGAAGCUCUCGUCAAAUUUGGGCCAAAGGGCACGGAGCACUUCUUCAUUGUUGAUCGUAUUAAGGAGUUGAUCAAGGUCAAGGGUAUGCAAGUAGCACCCGCGGAACUCGAGGGUCACCUCCUCAAGCACCAUAAGGUCGCGGAUGCCGCGGUCAUCCCCAUCUACGAUCCUUACAGUGAUCAAGUACCAAAGGCAAUCGUCGUGCUCAAGCCGCAGUUUGCGAAUGAUGACCCGAAAGCGCUGGAGAACGAGCUCAAGGAAUGGGUAGCUAAAGAGAAGGCACCGCACAAGAGGUUGAAGGGAGGGGUAGAGUUCCGGGAUGUGCUGCCCAAGUCUCCCAGUGGCAAGCUUCUCCGUCGCGUGCUUGUCCAAGAGCAGAAAGAGAAGGAAAGGGUGAAGGCGAAGUUGUAGAUUUAUCAAAUCUGAUAAGAUCCGAUCGUUGUCGUUAUUCCCGGCUCUCCGGGUUCCUGC